Messenger RNA from Psylliodes chrysocephalus, 1090 nucleotides. Lineage: Eukaryota; Metazoa; Arthropoda; Insecta; Coleoptera; Chrysomelidae. The record is from the annotation of a GenBank genome assembly.
AAUAAAAAUAUAUCUUGAAACGAUUAGUUUAUUUCGAUAAGUAAGUUUAAAAAAAAUGUUAUUUUUUAUAACAUAUUUUAUUUGCUCGACAUUAUCAGCAACUGACGCAGAAUACGAAGAUAUUCUACCAUUUCCACUUUCAGUUAUCGAGUUGCCAGAUUCCAUAAUGAAUGAGAAGGAGUUUAUAGGACAUAAUUUGGAUUUUGAAGUAAUUGAUCAUUGCGUCCAUAGUUCUGGAGUGGACGUGGAAACACUAAUACAUAUGAUAGAAUACAUGCGGGUACCAAAUGAACAUGAAGUGAAAGACUUUCUAUUCUGUUUUGCCAGAAACCAAGGGAUUCAACAUGAAAAUGGCGAAAUCGAAUUCGAUAUGUUAUUUAAUUUUUUGAUCAGCAUAGAUAUUGGUCACGAAUGGAACAUUCGUGAUCCAUUAGAAAACUGCAUAGAAAAUAAUUAUGAUGGAUCUGAAAACGCCUAUCUAACUUUAAAAUGUAUAAUGGAGGAAUACAGCAUACUCAAUUUGAUACCGACGUGGUGGCAUGUUUUUAUGAAAUAUUUCCUUAGAAAAUAGUGAACAAACUGAUACGUGAUGGUGCGGGUGUUAAUACAAAUUUUAAGAAUUCCAAAAGAUGUAUAUGAAUUAAAUAACAAUUAAAUAAAUAAUAGAUUCCACAAUAUUUACAAUCACAUAAUUAACACAAAUUUUAACAAAAUAUACUGAUAUUAAAAUUUAGGAAAUUCUCUCAUAUACUUAAAAAUGCUAGUAGUAUGUAAUCAUAUCAAUAAGUCCUACGUAUUAAUUUUUAUUUUUUUUUUUUUCAAUAGGUAUACAACGCGAAAGACCAAAUUUACUGGACAAGGUAGACACUAUAAAGAUUACAAUGAAUACAAAUAGAAAAAAAUCACAAAUACUAAAUAAGAACACGAAAAAGGAAAAGACUUCGAGAGGAGAAAACAAAAAAAGUGUUUGUUCAUUUUAACCUUUUAUACAAUAAAUAUAAAAAUGUAGGUUAAAAGAAAUGAGUGUAUUCGUAUAACCUAGGAAAACGGCGUUAGUUAUAUUUCAUUUUUCAGAUUUUAUUUUAUUGGA